AUGGUACAGCCCGACCUUGGUCCUCCAGCGACGAAGUACAAGGAAGAUCCAAUUGAUGAUCCCCUUCGACACGGCAACUCUGGGCGUCCCGGUUCUCAACAGUCUCAGGCAUUACAACCUCGAUCAAAUCUAGCACAGAAGCAAGGCCCCGCCUCGCCUGUUCAGCCCUCUCUUUCUCUUCUUCCUCCUACCACAUACCCUCCGCCAUCUCAUCCAUUAAACGGCGUCCUGCACCACCAUAAUCCCUACGGACCACCACCUCAGGAUUCACCCUACUAUACCACCAACUCUCCCUAUACAACGACCCCGGCGUCGGCACAUUACCCUUCUAGUGGGCCACCUGACCUCAUGGCAUCUACCGCUCAAAUGCAGAGACCUUAUCCCUCUAUUUACCACACCCCUCAAUCAAGCUCACCAGCUUCGAAAGCUCCAUCCCAAGGGCCACCACACCAUUCCCCCCACCUCCCUACAUCCGGCAUGUCCAGCAGCCCGAUCAUGAAACUAGACUCCUCCCAGCACCCCACCACUCCACAACAAACAAUGCUGAACCCUCCUCUCACCGCAACCAACAGCCACGCAAUGUCCGGCAGCAAUCCCCACGCAAGCCCACCACUGGGUGGUACCACCUCCAGCGCAGCGCCAGGCCCCAUCCCAGCCACGACCCCGCUAGUGGUGCGACAGGACAGCAACGGUGUGCAGUGGAUCGCCUUCGAAUAUUCCCGAGACCGGGUGAAGAUGGAAUACACCAUUCGGUGUGACGUGGAAUCAGUCAUCGUGGACACGCUCACGCAAGAAUUCAAAACCGAAAACUGUGUGUACCCGCGCGCCUGUUGCAGCAAGGACCAAUAUCGCGGGAACCGACUGGUCUACGAAACAGAAUGCAAUGCCGUCGGCUGGGCAUUGGCAGAUCUGAAUCCUGCUCUGAGAGGAAAGCGUGGUUUAAUUCAGCGUGCUGUCGAUAGCUGGCGCAACAGCAAUCAGGACCCGAGACUGCGUAGCAGACGGGUCCGUCGUAUGGCGAAAAUUAACCGAAGACAGUCGGUUCCCGCUCAAUCGACUCAUAUGGCCCAGCAAGGUCCUGUUGGCCCGCCUGGUCCGCCUCCAGGUAUGAGUGCUAUGCCGGCUCCUGUACCCCGUCCGAGUUUGGGUCCCAUGUCGAUGGGCCCGCCGCAGAUGCAUCAUCAUCAUCAACCUGAUGGUAGUCCUAGUGAGGAAGUUAGCGGCACGGAAUACCCAGGCCACCGGAGCAUGGACACCCGCCUCCCACAACCCUCAAUCCCCGACCUCCGCCCCGCCCACAUCUUCCAUGACACCCCAACAACCCUAACCCCAGGCGGCAGCGCCAGCGGGCCCUCCAUACCCCCCUCCUCCGCGACAACAGCCUCACCUCACUAA
Molecule: messenger RNA, 1395 nt
Organism: Penicillium verrucosum
Lineage: Eukaryota; Fungi; Ascomycota; Eurotiomycetes; Eurotiales; Aspergillaceae
Exons: 5
Coding region: 1-1395 (464 amino acids)
Source: RefSeq, a predicted model, not a curated record